GAGUCCACAACUCGACAAAACGACAUGACCCAAACUCAUGGAGCCGGCUAAUUCUACUCCUUCAAAACUCACCCGAGUCAACUCAGUUAUGCCAAUCUGAUUGGGUUGGGUUGGGUUUGGUCUGGCUUGUAAUCGGCAAAACAAUCCAUCAAAAAACCCCACCAAUCCCUUCAUUUCCCGUUCUCUUGGCUUUCUCUCCCUCUCGUGAGAGGGAAAAAUAUAACCAACAAACUUUCUCGCCAUCCAAACACCAAAAAGGAAAAUGUCUUAUAUAGUAUUCCAAACCUCUCAACUUCCCAAGACGUUGUUAUUAAAACCGAGUCUACCACCUCCGGUUCAUCCUUUAUCAGGUAAACUUAGAAAGAAUCUUAUGGUGGUGAAAUGUUCGUCUUCUUCUUUAAUUGACGGUGGAGAUUCCUCCGUCGCUGCUCUCGAGCGAUGUUUCUCGGCACCACCGGCUCCAGUGGAGACUGGUUCUUCAGGUUCAGGUGAGGUUGGACCGGUUAUGAAAGGAGGAAAAUACGGUGCGUUUGGUGCGGUUACUUUGGAGAAAGGGAAGCUUGAUAUGUCUCAGAAACAGUCAACUUCUAGCCCUGAGCUUGCAACUGGGGGAGGUGGUGGAGAUAUUGGAAAGAAAAUUAAUCAUGGAGGUGGAGAUGGAGGUGAUGAUGAUGGAGAUGAUGAUGAUUAUUUUGAUGACUUUGAUGAUGACGGGGAGGGCGAUGAGGAUGGACUCUUUAGAAGGCGGAUGUUUCUGGAAGAGCUUUUUGAUCGAAAAUUUGUAGAUGCUGUAUUGAAUGAGUGGCACAAGACAAUGAUGGACUUGCCUGCUGGCUUCCGACAAGCUUAUGAAAUGGGAUUGGUCAGUUCAGCACAAAUGGUAAAGUUCUUGGCAAUUAAUGCCAGACCAACCACCAGUCGAUUUAUUUCUCGAACACUCCCACAGGCAAUGUCUCGGGCAUUUAUUGGCAGGAUGCUUGCAGAUCCUGCCUUUUUAUACAGGCUUCUUUUAGAAGAGGUUGCUACUAUUGGUUCUUCUGUUUGGUGGGAGUUGAAGAAUCGAAAGGAUAGGAUUAAGCAAGAAUGGGAUCUAGCAAUUAUGAAUGUUCUCACAGUAGCAGCUUGCAAUGCUCUUGUAGUUUGGUCUCUUGCUCCUUGUCGUUCUUACGGCAACACCUUCCGGUUUGACUUGCAAAACACAUUACAGAAGCUUCCCAACAAUAUAUUUGAAAAGAGUUACCCACUUAGAGAAUUUGACUUGCAAAAGAGAAUCCAUUCUCUAUUCUACAAGGCUGCCGAGUUGUGUAUUGUUGGAUUAGCUGCUGGAGCAGCGCAAGGCUCUUUGUCGAAUUUUCUGGCUAGUAAAAAGAAGGAAAAGUUAUCUGUGUCAAUUCCGUCUGUGAGUACCAACGCACUUGGUUAUGGUGCUUUUCUCGGACUCUAUGCAAACCUUAGAUAUCAGCUUUUAUGUGGAUUUGAUCAAGCAAUGGUCAAUUAUUUUGAUGUCAUUGGUGUAGCAUUGUUCUUCAGCACAGCUUUAAGGGUCUUGAAUGUUCAAUUAGGAGAGAGAUCGAGGCUGGCUUGGCUAGGUGUCGAGGUGGAUCCGCUGGUUCAGUCAGAUGACCUCUUGAAGGCUUACAACAGACCUUCUGAGGAUGGAACUAGGUCAUCCUCUAAAUGGUUCAUAUCAAAGAAUGCCAUUGUUUCUGGUCUUGGACUUCUUGGCAUCAAACAAGGAAACCUUGAAUCUGUUGCCGAUGGGGAAACUGGAGCUUUGAAGCCCCGGAGAAAGAGGAUUGUCCGGAAGAAGGUAACUGCACGCACUACAUAGCUACCUGACAUAAAUUAGCAUUUCUGUCCGAUUUUGCUGCUUGAUGGAGUGAAUUCAAUAUGAAAAGAACCUCCACAAGGUUUGGACUUGCUACGAUUUAUGUCUAGUGUGGAUUACCGGCUUAUUAACCAUGACUUGUAGAUUAUUUUGGGGACGAGUUCUUGAGUACAUGUUAAACAUUUAUCAUAUUCAAUGAAGUGUUAUACUCUGAGUUGAGUCCUUAAUAA
Molecule: messenger RNA, 2058 nt
Organism: Gossypium arboreum
Lineage: Eukaryota; Viridiplantae; Streptophyta; Magnoliopsida; Malvales; Malvaceae
Product: protein RETICULATA-RELATED 1, chloroplastic-like
Exons: 8
Coding region: 263-1831 (522 amino acids)
Biological process (GO): plant organ development
Cellular component (GO): chloroplast inner membrane
Source: RefSeq, a predicted model, not a curated record